Molecule: messenger RNA, 6232 nt
Organism: Drosophila ananassae
Lineage: Eukaryota; Metazoa; Arthropoda; Insecta; Diptera; Drosophilidae
Gene: Usp7
Product: ubiquitin carboxyl-terminal hydrolase 7
Exons: 5
Coding region: 995-4429 (1144 amino acids)
Biological process (GO): regulation of protein stability; protein deubiquitination
Cellular component (GO): nucleus; cytosol
Molecular function (GO): cysteine-type endopeptidase activity; protein binding; cysteine-type deubiquitinase activity
Source: RefSeq, a predicted model, not a curated record
UAUAAUUUCGACAUCACAUUUGCCGCCCCAGCAGUCUGGUCACACUGCUACUGACCAAAAGGAACUGCAAAACAGGAAAAACAGACCCAAUACUAAUUGCGCGCAGUGCAGUGCCGUGUGAAAAAUACGUCAAAGCUGUUUGUUUUCAAAAAUUCUAACAAAUUUACGAAACUGGACAAAAUUUAUGUUUUCGGCAAAACUGAUUUUUUGCUCACACACACUUUUAAAGCGAAAUCGGCAAAAACAAUAGCAAAGUCAAAGGCAAUAGCAAAAAACAGCAGCAACAGCAACAAAACAGCAGCAAACGCAAAAGCAACAGCAACUGCAAAAAAAAAAAAUCGCACGCACGUACACACACGGCAAAUACAAUUUAACAAAAAAAAUAAAAUGAAAUAAAAUUUAAAACAAAAAAAAAAAAGGAAAAACACACCACACGCCGCAAGCACCUCUACAAAUGCAGUCGAGUACGCCAUAAAUUGAAGUGUAGGUUGGAAAUAUUGAAAAGAAAUCUCACAAACACUUGCAAAAUAAAAUAAGAACAACAAAAAAAAAAAAAAAGCGAAAAAAAAAGUAAAGGAAAAAACACACGCACACACAUACACAAGCAUACUGAGAGAGAGAGAGAGAGUGAGUGAGAAAGAGUGGGACGUACGCGAGAGCCGAAAAAGAAUAUUGCAAAAAAAAAAAAGAAAAAAACGGCAUAUUGUUAGCGAAUAAUCGGAAGUAGUAGCGGCGAGCAAGCAGCCACCGAUAUUUAUUUAUAUUUUUGACAGGACUGACAAGCGCCGCCCAGCGGCCGCCAGUCGAAAGUAAAUACCUACCCUAUAUACCACUAUAAUACUAUAUAUAUAUAUAUCAUCGCCACAAACCGAUAACCGAUCCGUGAUCCAAACUGUAUACCCCAAAAAAACCGAGGCGACCCAAGGACGACAAGGACGAAGGACCAAGGAGUGGAGUGGAGACAAUUUGAAGCACAAUUCAAGUGCCCUGUAAAAUGGAAAUAGAAACAGACCAGUCGAUCGAAGCAAUGGAUACCCAGGACACUCAAGAGGUCGAGAUUAUCACCAGUGACCUCCAACAACAGCAGCAACAACAACAACAGCAACAGCAGCAGCAACAACAACAACAACAACAGAAUUCUCCGCCACAAUUGCCGAAAUUUAAAAAUCUUAUACAGCCGCCACUACACGCUGUGGGCGCCGUCACCCAACUGCCCAGCGAGAACGGGAACGUGCCGCCCCAACAGCUCCUAGCGGACAGUAGUUCCGCCUCAUUCGGUAAUAACGAUUCGGAGGCCAUGCCAAUGGACGAUGAGACGAAGGAGGACCAGUUCCGGUCCGAAACAACAUUCUCAUUCACCGUCGAGAAUGUCGGGCAGCUGAAGUCGCAGCGAUUGUCGCCACCAGUCUAUGUCCGGAUGCUGCCAUGGAAGAUUAUGGUGAUACCGAACGAUCGGGCAUUGGGAUUCUUUCUGCAGUGCAAUGGAGAGAAUGAUUCGCCCACCUGGUCGUGCAAUGCGAUCGCCGAACUCCGUCUAAAAUGCCAUAAGCCGGACGCCCAACCCUUCACCCGGGCCAAGAUCAAGCAUCUGUUCUACUCGAAGGAGAACGAUUACGGCUAUUCGAACUUCAUCACAUGGCAGGAGCUGCAGGAUCCGGAGAAGACCUAUGUCCACAACAAUAGUAUUACAUUGGAGGUGCAUGUGAUUGCCGAUGCACCGCAUGGCGUUCUAUGGGACUCAAAGAAGCAUACCGGCUAUGUGGGACUCAAGAAUCAGGGGGCCACCUGCUAUAUGAACUCCCUGCUCCAGACCCUAUACUUUACCAAUUCAUUGAGAUUGGCCGUCUAUCGCAUCCCCACGGAGGCCGAUGACAGCACCAAGUCGGUGGGCCUAUCCCUUCAGCGGGUAUUCCAUGAACUUCAGUUCGGUGAUCGGCCCGUCGGCACCAAGAAGCUAACCAAGUCAUUUGGAUGGGAGACACUCGAUUCGUUUAUGCAGCACGAUGUACAGGAGUUCCUGCGCGUCCUCCUCGACAAGCUGGAGUCGAAGAUGAAGGGGACGUGUCUGGAGGGGACCAUACCGGGACUCUUCGAGGGCAAGAUGUCGUCGUACAUCAAGUGCAAGAACGUGGACUACAAUAGCACCCGCUACGAGACCUUCUACGACAUCCAGCUGAACAUCAAGGACAAGAAGAACAUAUACGAUUCCUUCCAGGACUAUGUGGCCUCCGAGACGCUCGAGGGCGACAACAAGUACGAUGCGGGUGUCCAUGGUCUUCAGGAGGCCAGCAAGGGCGUCAUCUUCACGUCAUUCCCGCCCGUGCUGCACCUGCAUCUGAUGCGAUUCCAGUACGAUCCCAUCACCGACAGCUCGAUCAAGUACAACGAUCGCUUCGAGUUCUACGAGCAGAUCAACCUGGACCGCUACCUGGCUGAGGGCGAGAAGACCUCAGCGGACUAUGUCCUCCAUGCCGUGCUGGUGCACUCCGGUGACAACCAUGGCGGUCACUAUGUCGUCUUCAUCAAUCCGAAGGCCGACGGACGUUGGUUCAAGUUCGAUGACGAUGUGGUGUCCAGUUGCCGGAAACAGGAGGCCAUCGAACAGAACUACGGCGGCAUGGAUGAUGAGAUCUCGUUCCAUGCCAAGUGCAGCAAUGCCUACAUGCUGGUCUACAUCCGGCAGUCGGAGCUGGAUCGGGUGCUGGGCGAGAUCCAGGAGAGCGAGAUUUCCAGUGAUCUGGUGGAGCGGCUGGAUCUGGAGAAGCGGAUCGAAAUGGCCCGCCGGAAGGAGCGCAGCGAGGCCAAUCUGUAUGUGUCGGUGCAUGUCAUCCUGGAGGAGUACUUUGAGGGACAGCAGAAGCGCCGACUAUUCGAUCUGGAGAAGACCCACCAGCGCCCCUUCAAGCUCAAGCAGAACCAGACCGUGGAGGAGCUGGUGGAUAUGUUUGUCAAGGGAUUCGGGGUGGCGCGGGAUAGGAUGCGCAUAUGGAACAUGUGCACCGCCCAGACCCAAAAGUUCCUGCACUUUGACUUCGAAGCGGAGGCCUCGCGCACCAUCGAACAGAUACCCACAUCCCAGAAGCCGUGGGUCAUCUUCCUGGAGCUGGCCUCGCCCGAGAAUCCCGCCCCCCUGCCACCGUUCAAUCCCAAGACCGAUGUCCUGCUCUUCCUCAAGUACUACGAUGCGCGGAACAAGCGUCUCAACUACAUCGGUUGCACCCAGCAGCCGCAGAGCCGGCGGCUCAUCGACCUGGUCCCGGAGGUGAAUCGCAAGCUGGGCUUCGAGCCGGACACCGAGCUGACAGUCUUCGAUGAGUAUGCCGACAAGAAGAUCCCCAAUCUCUGCGAGCCGAUCGAGAGCGUGCUGUACAUACCGCAGGAUCAUCUGCAGGGCCACAUCCUUAUCUUUGAACGGGAGAACGUCGACGACAAGCUGGACCUGCCCACCGUGGAGGACUACUUCAUGGACCUGGUCUACCGCAUCGAGAUCAUCUUCAGCGACAAGUGCAACCCCAACGAGCCGGACUUUACGCUGGAGCUCUCCAAUCGCUACAACUACGAGCAGCUGACCAAUGCCGUCGCCGAGCGCCUCAACACCGAUCCCCAGAAGCUCCAGUUCUUCAUGUGCAUCAACAACUACAAGGAGACGGCGGGCAAUGCAGUUCCAUACACCUUUAAGGGCACCGUCAAGGACUUGGUGUCCUACACCAAACAGAGCACUCCCAAGCGCAUCUUCUACCAGCGCCUAUCCCUCAGCAUCCACGAGCUGGACAACAAGAAGCAGUUCAAGUGCGUCUGGGUCAGUCCCGAUCUCAAGGAGGAGAAGGAACUGGUCCUCUAUCCCAAUAAGAAUGACACCGUCAAGGGUCUGCUGGAGGAGGCGGCCAAGAAGAUCACGUUCGCGGAGAACAGUCGCCGGAAGCUGCGCCUCAUGAAGGUCAGCAACCACAAGAUCAUGUCCGUGUGCAAGGAUGACAUACCGCUGGACACGCUACUGAAGACCAGUGAGUCGAUAACGACGACGCAGGGCGCCCAAAAGACGUAUCGCAUCGAGGAGGUGCCGGCGGACGAGAUGCAGCUGACGGAGAACGAGCUCCUGGUGCCGGUGGCCCAUUUCAGCAAGGAGCUGUACAAUUCGUUCGGUGUUCCAUUCCUGACCAAGGCCCGUCACGGUGAGCCGUACGGCGCCCUGAAGCAGCGCAUCCAGAAGCGUCUGAACGUUCCGGACAAGGAGUGGGAGAACUACAAGUUCUCCGUCAUCACCAUGGGGACUAACUCGGAUGUGAACGAUAAUACGCCGGUGGAUCUGGAGGUGUAUCGCUCCUGGACCAGCGGACAGUUGCCGUUCUUUGGACUGGAUCACAUCAACAAGUCGCGCAAGCGCAGCUCCCUUAACUUUUCCGAGAAGGCCAUCAAGAUAUACAACUAAAGAGGAGGAGGAGGAGGAGGUAGCCAGCGGAUCACUCUGGGACGGUGGGUGGCAAAGGCGAUGGCGACGGCGGUGGAGUGGGAGGAGGAGUGCAUCGACCAGGCGGGGCGGGGCGUGGCGUGGCGGGGCGGCAUUUCCUUAUUCCUUCUACCUACCAUGUUCCCAACACACACACACACUCAGCCCAAACAACAAGAAGAAGAAUUAUGAGCAAUUAUGAUGAUGAUGAUGAUGAUGAUGAUGAUGGUCCUCCACCUCCACAUUAUUUAAAUAUAUAAAGUGUUUAAUUAUUAUUAUUUUAAUACUAUUUUUUUUAUUAUUAUGAUUAUUAUUAUUAUUAUUAUUUUUUUGUACAACACCAUACUGCUAAGUCAUAUAAUUAUUUAUUAACUCUCGAUCGACCACGCCGGCAGCCCCCGUUCUCCGCCAUUUCCGUUUCCGGUUCCUGGCCAAAAUGUAAGAGAAGAAGAGAGAAAGAAAAGAGAAAACGAUUAAUGCGCAGCAUAUUGAGUCCUUUUACAAUUUUUUUUGACUUAUUGCUUGAAUUAAAGUAACUUCAAUUUAGGCUUAGACGUUUACAUGUGUGUGUGUGUGUGUGUGUGUGUGUGUGUUUUCUAUGCUAUACAUAUAUAUAUAUAUAAUAUAAUAUAAUAUUCAUAAUCGAUAAUUGUUUAAUCGCGGGCACAAGCGGUUUCCCGUUAUCCCCCCCAAAAACUUCCAUUGCCUGGACCGGACUGGAAAGGACUGGAAAGCCGACUGCUUUUUACCGUUGUAAAUAAGCGUUUGUUGGAAGAAACACAUAUAUACAUAUGUAUGUAAGAAAGAGAGGAAAAUAAACAAAGAAUGCAGUAGGUGAGGAAACUAAAACAAAAACAAAAGAAAGAGAAAAAGGAGGAAAGAAAGCAGAAGAAGAUAUAUAUAUUAUACGAAAUCAGCUGUAAAACAAAAAUAAACACAACUAAGUAACAAGUAUAACUUUAAAAUAAACACUAAAAAGAGAAAAAAGAAAGAAGAAAAGUAAAGAAAAUAGAAAGUCAAACUCUGCGCUAUAAUACUGUAAACACAAAAGAGAAAAGGAUAAUCAUGAUGAGAAAGAGACGGACAAGAGAGAGAGAGAGAGAGCGAGAGACAGUUGAUAAGAUGAGAAAAUAUAUAACAUUUGUUUCAAACAACAUUAUUUGUGAUUUUAAAACAUGAAAUGAUAUAAAAUUGUACGCAAAGGACUAGGACAACAUAAUAUUAAUUAAUAAAUAAUAAUAAUUAAUAAUACCAUGGUUUAGUGCUUUUUCUUUGUUGAAUCGACAUAAAUGUAGUCGCGAAUCCGAAAUACUAAUAAAAAACAAACAGAAAAAAUGAGCCCAGAAAAUAAAACAAAAAACAUAUUUUAAUAAAUUACUAUACUAUGCUAUUAUUAUUAUUUAUGCAGCAAAUAAUUCAAAUUAUUUAUGUGUAAAAAAAAAAAAAAAACAAAAACAAAAAUAAAAUACCAAGAAUUCAAAUGAGAAAUGUGGAAAUAUCUCUUAUAUUUCAGAUAAGUUGUUAAAAAUAACUGUAUACUGUAUACAUUUUAGGACAAAAAUGCGAAACCUUAUUAUUUUUUACGUUCUUGGUUCUUACUUUUAACAAUUAAAUUUAAAAAAAAAAAAGAAACUAAUACGUUUUGUUUUAGCUUUCCUACACUAAAUAAAAAUAAACAUAAAAAUCCCUUCAAAAUGUCAUAUGUUUUAAGAAGUUUCCUAUUUUUAAGUAACUCCUAACUUGAGAAAAUAAAUCCCCCAACUGGGAAUUAUCUUUAUUUAAAUA